Oryza sativa Japonica Group (Japanese rice) is the source of this 4746-nucleotide messenger RNA. RefSeq names its product ABC transporter C family member 13. Gene Ontology annotation, molecular function: ATP hydrolysis activity; ABC-type transporter activity; ATP binding. Gene Ontology annotation, cellular component: membrane. Gene Ontology annotation, biological process: transmembrane transport. Lineage: Eukaryota; Viridiplantae; Streptophyta; Magnoliopsida; Poales; Poaceae. The record is from RefSeq and is a predicted model, not a curated record.
UGAGCGAGUCGAGGGUGUCAGAACUCAGAGGAGCGGAGACGACGAGAGUCGAGAGGAGACGAGAGCGACGACGCGACGCGCUCGGGUGAGCGAGUGAGUGGGCGAGGAGGCGCGGCGGCGGCGCCGGGGAGAUGGAUUUCGUCUGCCCCGGCGAUCCCGCGGCGUGGGACGGGAGGCGAUUCACCCCGUGUUUCUCCGAUUUGGUGUUGGGAUUGAGCGGAAAUGUGGUUGCGGCUGGUGCUGCCGUUGUGCUCUUCAUCUCCAGGAGGAACGCGCGGAGAACUGAGAAUGUCAGGAUGGGUUUUCUGGAGAAGUGGUUUGUUUUCGGUGUGCCUGGUUUUGCAGCCUGCCUUUCUUUUCUUGAAAUAGUUAUGCUUAUAAAGAACAAAAUUGAGGGGAAAGAUGUUGUGAACUACGAGUCGUUCUUCAGGUCCUCCCAGUUUCUUGUGUGGAUGGUUGUAGGUCUUGUCUCAGUCCAUGGACCUUGGUUCGUAUUCUACAACCCAAUCAUGUGUUUCUGCUGGAUUUUGAAGAUUCUUCUUGAGAUACCUCAUUUGCAGUACAAGCUCACAGUAUUAAAGGCAGUGUUAUAUUUUAAGGAGAUCAUCUCAUUCUCUAUGGCAAUUGUAUUUGGCCUCUUUGUAGUUGUGUCUACUGUAGUGGACCAACCACACAAUAAAAGAGAAAUGAACUCUAUUGAAGAUCCCCUUGUUCCAGAUGAUGAAAAAGCUGAGGCUGAAGUGACCAACUUGGAAAAUAACCAAAGUAUCUGGGAGUUGUUGACCUUCAAGUUCGUUAAUCCAAUGAUGGAUAUUGGGAUCACAAGACAACUCGAUUUCACUGAUCUACUUGAAUUGCCAGUUGAGCUUAGAGCUGCUUCCAGUUAUGAGAAACUUCUGUCUUCGUGGACUGUUGAACAUCAACGUCACCAUGCUGAUUCAUCUCUACUUAGAGCCAUGUCUAAUGCUUAUGGAUGGACUUACUUGCGUUUGGGACUGUUAAAGGUGAUAAAUGACAGCAUUGGUUUUGUUAGCCCACUUUUACUCAACAAGUUUAUAAAAUUUCUUCAACAAGGUUCUGGUGGUGCUGAUGGAUAUAUUCUUGCCAUUUCCCUAGGAUUAACUUCCAUUAUCAAGUCGUUUUUAGAUAGUCAGUACUCCUUUCGUCUAGCUAAGCUAAAGUUGAUGUUACGAUCAAGCAUCAUGGGAAUAAUUUAUCGGAAGUGCCUAUGUCUCAGUCUAUCUGAGCGUUCUAGGUUUUCUGAAGGAGAGAUUCAGACCUUCAUGUCUGUUGAUUCUGACCGCACAAUAAACUUAUGUAACAGCCUUCAUGAUGCUUGGAGCUUGCCAUUGCAGAUAGGAGUUGCUCUCUAUCUAUUGUAUACUCAAGUGAACUAUGCAUUUUUAUCUGGAUUGGCAAUAACAGUCAUACUAAUGCCAGUGAACAAAUGGAUCUCUACAAGAAUAGCUCACGCGACAGAAAAGAUGAUGAAACAUAAAGAUGAGAGGAUAAGUUGUGCAGGAGAACUGUUAGCACAUAUUAGAACAGUGAAGAUGUACAGCUGGGAGAGAUUAUUCACUCAACGUUUGGUGGAAAGAAGAGAAUUAGAAGUGAAGCAUCUUGCGACUCGCAAAUAUCUGGACGCUUGGUGUGUCUAUUUCUGGGCAACCACACCAACAUUGUUCUCUCUUUUCACCUUUUCCAUAUUUGCUAUAAUGGGCCACUCGCUGGAUGCUGCCACGGUCUUCACUUGUGUUGCACUGUUCAACACAUUGAUACCACCAUUAAACUCAUUCCCAUGGGUUAUUAAUGGAAUGAUUGAUGCUGUUAUCUCUAGCAGAAGGUUGAGCAAGUACUUAUCCAGUCCAGAGAAGCGUUCUUCUGCAAUACCUGUCUCAGCUGAUCUUUUAAAGCAUUGCAAUACUGAAACAAAUGUCAAUGCCAUGGCUGUCAUUCUUCGUAACGUUUGUUGCUCUUGGUCUAGCAGUUCUAUUGUUGAAUCGAGCAUGAUUUUGAGAGACGUAUCUCUGGAGCUACAGAAAGGAAUUUUUGUUGCAAUCAUAGGAGAGGUUGGUUGUGGCAAAUCAUCUUUGCUGAACUCUAUCAUCGGAGAAAUUCAUGUUACCAGUGGUUCCAUUACCUCCUAUGGUUCAAUUGCAUAUGUACCACAGGUGCCUUGGAUACUGUCUGGUUCAUUGCGAGAUAAUAUUUUGCUUGGAGAAGAAUUUGAUCCAAGGAGGUACGAAGAAGUGAUACAUGCUUGUACCCUUGAUGUUGAUAUCUCAGCAAUGGUUGGGGGAGAUAUGUCACAUAUUGGAGAGAAAGGUCUUAACUUAUCUGGUGGACAAAGAGCCCGUUUAGCCUUAGCAAGGGCUUUGUAUCAUGACUCUGAUGUUUACUUGUUUGACGAUGUACUUAGUUCAGUUGACUCACAAGUUGCUUCGUAUAUCUUGGAAAAAGCCAUUAUGGGGCCCAAAAUGAAGAGAAAAACACGAAUAUUAAGCACCCACAAUCUUCAGGCAAUUUCCGCAGCAGAUAUGAUAGUGGUCAUGGCUAAUGGGCUUGUUAAGUGGUUUGGGACGUUGGACUCUUUCUUAGCAACUCCAUACUCGACACUGUCUAAGCCAGAGAGUUCAAGGGUUAUCUCAUCAACAUUUUCUGAGAAAAACAAAGGAGUGAGCGUCGCCCAUGAAUCCGAGACUAAUGGCCUGAUUGACAAUGACUCAGUAGUUGAUCACGAGGAACAAAGAGAGCAGAAUUCUGUAGAGGCCAGGAAAGAAGGCAUGGUAGAGCUUAGUGUGUACAAAAAGUAUGCAGCAUUCGCGGGAUGGUCAAUUGCUUUUCUGAUAUGUCUAAGUGUGUUCUUAAUGCAAGCAUCUCGUAAUGGCAAUGAUCUUUGGUUAACUUACUGGGUCGAUACCAGCACAGCUUCCUCACGCACAAUAUUUUAUCUGACUAUCCUUGCUGCGUUUGGUGCAUUGAACUCUUUUUUCACAUUGGGAAGGGCGUUCUCUUUUGCAUAUGGUGGUCUCUGUGCAGCAAUUCAAAUACAUGCUGAUCUUCUUAAUAAUCUAAUCGGUGCACCAGUUUCAUUUUUUGACCAAAAUCCUAGUGGCCGGAUACUGAACAGAUUAUCCUCAGACCUAUAUGCCAUUGAUGAUUCUCUUCCGUUUAUCCUCAACAUAUUCGUGGCAAACUUCUUCAGCUUGCUUGGUACUCUGGUUGUAAUAUCUUAUUCACAGGUUUCAUUCUUACUGAUCUUAGUUCCUCUCUGGCUUAUCUACAGAAAUGUACAGUUCUAUUAUAGGUCUACAUCACGUGAAGUACGACGACUUGACAGUGUUGCUCGUUCACCAAUAUAUUCAUCUUUUACAGAGACACUUGAUGGUUCAUCAACAAUAAGAGCAUUUCAAAAAGAAGGAUUCUUCUUAGAAAGAUUCAUCCAACAUGUGACACUAUACCAGAAAACAUCCUAUUGUGAACUGGUUGCUGGUCUGUGGCUCUCAUUGAGACUCCAGUUGUUGGCAGGUUUUAUAAUUCUGUUCAUCGCCAUUAUGGCCAUUGUUGGCUUCAAUAGUAAAUCUGUUAUUAAUUUUGGUACACCUGGACUGGUCGGCCUGGCGCUGUCAUAUGCCGCACCCGUUGUACCAUUGUUGAAUGGCUUCUUAACCACCUUUACAGAGACAGAAAAGGAAAUGAUUUCUGUUGAGAGAGUUGUUGAGUAUGUUGGCAUACCUCAAGAAGAACUUCAUGGAUCGGAAUCCCCUCACAGUGGCUGGCCAACAGAGGGGAACAUUGAGUUUGAGCGUGUUACUCUAAGGUACAAGGAGGAUUUACCCCCGGCUUUGAAUGAUGUUUCGUUCUUUAUUUCAUCAGGCAUGCAGGUUGGAAUAAUAGGGAGGACUGGAGCAGGCAAAUCCAGUAUACUGAAUGCACUUCUUCGUUUAGCUCCAAUCUGUAAUGGCCGCAUCUUAGUAGAUGACUUUGAUGUGGCCAAACUUGCUGUCCGAGAUCUUCGUGGACAUUUUGCAGUAGUCCCACAGAGCCCGUUUUUGUUCGAUGGGUCUUUGAGGGAAAAUCUAGACCCUUUUAAUAGAACAACAGAUCUCAGGAUAUGGGAAGCUCUUGAUAAGUGUCAUAUGAAGACAGAGAUUGAAUCUAUAGGUGGACUUGACAUCCAUGUGAAAGAAAGUGGUGCGUCUUUUUCAGUAGGUCAGAGACAACUCCUGUGUCUUGCCCGUGCUAUCCUUAAAUCAUCCAAGAUACUCUGCCUUGAUGAAUGCACAGCUAAUGUUGACAAUCAGACAGCCUCCUUGUUGCAAAAUACUAUUUCUGCUGAAUGCAAAGGCAUGACAGUUCUGACGAUAGCACAUCGAAUUUCAACAGUGAUGAAGAUGGACAGUAUUCUAGUUCUUGAUCAAGGAAAAUUGGUUGAAGAAGGAAACCCAGAGGUUCUUGUGGAUGACAAAUUCUCAAGAUUCUCACGAUUUGCCAAGGCAUCUAACAUGUGAUUCUAGGUUAACAUACUCUGAUGGUCUAGUUUUUCUGCUAACUCCCCUUGAGCAGAUGUACUAGACACGUUAGAUCAGCUGCAAUUUUACAUCGAUAGCUGGUAGGGAACAUAAACUCUGAUCAUCUAGCUUAUCAUUAGUCAUUGAAAAAGAGAUUGAAGAAAAUGUUUCUUUCCCUUGAAAAAUUAAAUUUGGGCUAAUGUUCGAUCCGGAUGAUUGCAAAAUUGAUUGAUCA